Messenger RNA from Salvia miltiorrhiza (redroot sage), 1883 nucleotides. RefSeq names its product probable protein S-acyltransferase 4. Bases 407 to 1615 code for a protein of 402 amino acids. The record is from RefSeq and is a predicted model, not a curated record. Gene Ontology annotation, biological process: peptidyl-L-cysteine S-palmitoylation; protein targeting to membrane. Gene Ontology annotation, molecular function: protein-cysteine S-palmitoyltransferase activity. NCBI's taxonomy places the organism in Eukaryota, Viridiplantae, Streptophyta, Magnoliopsida, Lamiales, Lamiaceae. Gene Ontology annotation, cellular component: Golgi apparatus; endoplasmic reticulum. The transcript is spliced from 5 exons.
AGCACAGAUUUCAAAAUUUUCGAAAUAAACUAACAGAAGCAGAUGCGAGGAGACGAACAAACAUUCGGCCUAAGAAAAUCCGUCUUGAGAGGGCGAUGGCAGCUGUUCCUUGACCACCCACCCCAUUUCCAACAUUUCCUACUUCUCUCUCUCUCACAGCCAAACCCCAUAUAACAAUUCUUGAAAUCCAAACCCUCCACUCAUAAAACUCUGUAAUUAAUGCAUGUUCGUGCAUGCAACAAUUAAUCAGCAACGGUGAAAAGGCGCGACUUUUGGGAUCUUUGAUGUCAUUUCCUAUGUCUAUGUGGGCUUCUGUGACAGAACGAAGCAGUGGAGGAAAGAGAGGAGCUUUCACUAUUGGAAAUUAAGAGCAAAAUCUGAAUUGGGGUUUUGGGUUUUCUUUGUCAUGGACCUGGGAAAACCCGAAACUAGGAGGCUUUAUCAAGUUUGGAGAGGGAGUAAUAGGUUCUUCUUUGGAGGAAGAUUGAUAUUUGGCCCAGAUGUGGCUUCUUUGUAUUUAUCCACAUUCUUGAUUGCAAGUCCAGCUGUUGCAUUUUGUAUAAAGAUAUUUCUCAUCUCUAGGCAUCGGCUCAAAGAAAAUCAAAAUGUCGUUCCUUGCUAUGCUGUGCUUGUCGUGGCUAUAGUGCUAACCAUUUUGGAUAUAUUCUUUCUCUUCCUUGCGUCUAGUAGAGAUCCCGGAAUUGUUCCUAGGAACAAGAAACCCCCCGAGUGUGAUGAGACAAUCGAAAUGAACACACCUUCAAUGGAGUGGGUCAACGGUAGAACUCCUCAUCUGAGACUUCCCCGAACAAAGGAUGUCACUGUAAAUGGACACACAGUCAAGGUGAAAUUCUGCGACACCUGUCUGCUCUACCGCCCUCCCCGUGCAUCACACUGCUCCAUCUGCAACAACUGUGUCCAGAGAUUCGAUCAUCAUUGUCCAUGGGUUGGACAAUGCAUUGGUGUACGUAAUUAUAGAUUCUUCUACAUGUUCAUAUCAACAUCAACGCUCUUGUGCGCAUACAUUUUUGUUGUCUCAUGGUGCAAUAUUGUCACCAGGAAAGGCACCGUGUGGAAAGCAAUGACAUCUGAUUAUCUGUCAGAUAUUCUCAUCCUCUACUGCUUCGUUACCUUUUGGUUCGUAGGCGGCCUUACAGUUUUCCACUUCUACUUAAUCAGCACCAACCAGACAACGUAUGAGAACUUCAGGUAUCGAUAUGAUAAGAAGGAGAAUCCUUACAACAGAGGGAUGAUUAGCAACUUCAAAGAAGUGUUCUUCUCUACAAUCCCACCUUCUAUGAAUGAUUUCCGUGCAAUUGUCAAGGAAGACGAUGCUGUGAUCAUGGAAACAACGGGCCAGAAUUUCAUGGGAGAUGUCACUAGCAAGAAGGAGAAAAUAGACAUCGAGAUGGGGUCAAGUUUUGUUGACAGCAAUGGUAUUGUGAUUCCUGAUCUUCUACGGAAUCUUGAAUUCGAUGACAUUGAAGACAAUGUGAAGCACAAGGAAGGGAGUGAAGGAUCCGACUCAACAGAGCCGACAAGUAGCCUAGCCGUUGAAGCCGAGGCCAACAAAUAUGAUGCAACAAUAUCUGAACAUAACAUUAACGAAGGAUGAUGGAGAUGCAGAAGAGUUUCUACUUUCAUGUUUGAAGUGCCUGGUGUGUUGCUGCUGGAUUUCUUUGUCGUAUUUGAGCUUACAGCCGAAACAAUGCUGUUGAGAGAGCAAUCUUGCAGCAGAAUGAGGGAGAAAUCAUGUCAGUACCAAGAUGUGGAUUGGUUCAUAUACAUGUGCAGUUUGUUUAUUGUGUUGAGAAAAAUUUGUGUAUUUUGUAAACAUAUAGUAUUCUUUUCGGAGGCUGAAUAUAUAGGGAGGGGUUCAACUU